This is a messenger RNA of Dracunculus medinensis (Guinea worm), 636 nucleotides long. The record is from the annotation of a GenBank genome assembly. Lineage: Eukaryota; Metazoa; Nematoda; Chromadorea; Rhabditida; Dracunculidae.
AUGAAUUCAGGUAGUAAUAGAUCGAUGAAGAAGUCAUACGAGCGACUCGCCGAAAUAUAUUCGAACUCUGGUGACACGGUUGAAUUCGCGCACAAUUUCGAAAAGUAUAUCAAUACCAUUAUAUCGCCAUUUCUUCAUUUAUGGAACCGUUUUUAUAUUUUUGUUUUUCAGAUGUUUGGAUUAUUCUUUUGGUUGUUGUUGCAUUUUGGUUCAUUUAAUGUACCGUUCUGCUCUGUUCAACCGAUGAUUCCUGUGUACUUAAUUGUCGAUGGUUGUUUACAUGUGCUUUUUGCUGCUAUAAAAAUUUAUAAUAUAUGGCCUCUUCCCAAGUCGACAAAUAGACCAAAUUUAAGUAUUCAAGUUGCAUGCAAAGCAACUGAGAUCGUAAUAUGUGUUGCAAUUAUGAUUUGGCUUAUAUUAGGAUGUAUAUGGAUUUAUGGUGCAAAACAAUAUGUCCACUUCGAGGAGGGCAUGUUUGAACGACAUUUUUGUGAUACAGCAACAUAUUGGAUUGCAUUUAUUUCGGUGACAUUACAUAUCGCAUCAGUCGCUAUAUUUGUCGUUGUAUUUAUAAUUAUCUUGGCGUUAGGAAUUUGGAAAGAAACCGAUUCGGCAAAUAACAAUGUGCGAACAUAA